CUCUGCCCCUCUCCAUCAUCGUCACGUACGCACGAAGCGUAGCAAGCAGAGCUUAGCGCAUUUCGCUGAUUGUUCUGUUGAUCAGCUUCAGAGCUAUGGAGAUCGCGAGGAGGACGAGGAGGUCGCCGUGCCCGAGCCACCGUCGUAGGAGGUCAUCGGCGGCGGUGGGGCGGAAGGUGCGUGAGCUGCGGCGGCUGGUUCCCGGAACGGCGGCGCUGCCUGCCGACCGGCUGCUCCUCCGCACGGCCGACUACAUCGCCCAGCUCCGCGCCAGGGUCGAGCUCCUCAGGGCGCUGUCGGAGCUCUGCGAAGGCCACGGCCAUGGCGACACCCCUAGCUAGCUAGCUGCAACCGCUUGUGUGGCAUACCGUAUAAAUACGUAUGCGUGUAUACUUUGUCACACACAUAAACGAGUGGUGUAUAUUGAAGGGAGUAGUAUGGGUGAUCAUCUAGCGCAUAGCUCAUUAGUACGUACCUAAAUGGAGUUUUGUUUUUGAUUUUGUCCAAUCUUUUGUAAUUUUUUUAGGCCAAUUCGUAUUCUUUGUGUACCUAUUUACAUGUGAUCCUCUUCGAUCUCGCGUUGUUAUGAUAAAUUUCAUGGAAUCAUAUAAGUGAGUUUUGUCAUACAUACGUAUAUUUGUUCGCU
Messenger RNA from Lolium perenne, 646 nucleotides. RefSeq lists its product as uncharacterized. NCBI's taxonomy places the organism in Eukaryota, Viridiplantae, Streptophyta, Magnoliopsida, Poales, Poaceae. The record is from RefSeq and is a predicted model, not a curated record. Gene Ontology annotation, biological process: regulation of DNA-templated transcription.